CGUAACAUCUCAUGUUUCCUAGCAACCGACGCUUCCACAUCGAUGGCAAAAUUUGUGGUGGCUGGUAAAGCAGAUUGCCCCUUUUAUGCUGAGGCGGAACGUUUGGCAGACACACUGCAACGAUCUCUGCCGAACUUCAGGGCCCACAAAAUCUGCGUUCUGCCUGAUGAAUGGGAGGGAUGGCUGGAUGGCACCUGCAGCAAAAAUGGAUGGAAACAUGAGGAGUCUCCUCUGGUUUGGAGAGAGCUGGUGGAACAGGGGGGGAAAGGUUUGCUUCUGGGGGGCUUGAGUGACUUCCUGAACCACUGUCAGGAUUACUACGGCGUGUCAUCAGACGUAAACCCAGACAUGAUGCUCAGUGUUGCAGCAGAGAACCUGGAGACACAGAUCAAACUUCUCCAAGAGGAACAAGAUCAUCUCAAUCUCGUUAAACCCAUUCACGUGUGGAUAACCGGGGCGGCCAGCCACACGUCCCGGAUCUUGAUUCCUAAUUUGCUCUCUGCUGAGAUUUUCCCCAAAGCUCCUGCUGUCAGCCUCCACCUCCUGGAUCUGGAUGAAAACGAGGAAGAACUGCAGAGGCUGAGAGAGGAGACCCAGAGCCUGGCUCUGAGCAUGCUCCGUCGGGUGACGGUUCACACGGAUCCGCAGCAAGCUUUCAGAGAAGCAGACGUCAUCGUUCUCUUGGAUGACACAAAUGGAGGGAGGAGAGGAGAAGGAGAGGAGGAAGAAGAAGAGAAGCAGGAAGUGAAGAGUGUUUGUAAUCGCUACAGAGAGUUUAGUCGACUCAUUGACGCUAAGGCCAACAAGCAGGUGAAGGUGAUCGUGUCCGGCGACUCCCACGUCAACUUGAGAUGCUCGCUGCUCGUGGAGGGUGCACACUCCAUCGACAGCCACCAGUUUGUUGCCGUGGCAACGCAGCUGGAAAACGAAGCCCGAGCUGUGGUGGCAGAGAAACUGGGAGUGAGGCCGACGGAGGUCACAGAGGUCAUCGUGUGGGGGAACAUCAGUGGCCUUUCCUAUAUCGACCUGCAGAGAGCAAAAGUCUUUAACUUUCAGGGACCAAUCAAGGGGCCGGCCUUUUUUCCCCAACCCAUCUCCAGGAUUUUACCUGACAGGAAAUGGUUGGAAACAAACUUGCAGGAUCUGGUGCGUCGGCGGCGUGACGCCGUGACUUCGAGGACUGGUCAAGCGGCCUCCGCCUCCGCCGCCAGCGGGAUCCUCCGAGUCCUGAAGGCUUGGCACGCAGGGGGAGGUCCAGACGAGAUCAUGUCUGCUGGGGUGCACUGCUCAGGCCUUUUCAACCUCAGAGAUGACAUCAUCUUCUCUGUUCCGGUCACGUUCGAAGGAGGGAAAUGGUCCAUGGUGUUGGAUGUGACCGUCGGAGAUGGGCUGAUGAGGAGGCUGGAGCUCUGUGCGGACGAGCUGUGGAGAAACAACAUGAACUGGAAAGCCAAGGAGAAAAACGUGACUGAAGAGAGAUUUCUUUCAGUUUGCUCUUUUAUUCUUUCACAUUUAAAGAUGCAGUUUUCCAGUUUUUUGACAGCAGAUCUUUCCCCCCUUUUUUUAAAUUUUUUUUUUUUUUAAAACUCUUUAGAACAGAAUCGUCAGACCUAAAAGUUCAAACUGAGCACUUUAUGGAAAAAGAAGACAUUAGAAAAUAUAUUCCUUCUUUUUUAACUCCAACAGCUCCUUCAGUAUGUUUUUAUAUUUAUAUAUAUAUAUAUAUAUACUGCAUCGCUCAAGAAUCUGUC
Molecule: messenger RNA, 1751 nt
Organism: Oryzias latipes (Japanese medaka)
Lineage: Eukaryota; Metazoa; Chordata; Actinopteri; Beloniformes; Adrianichthyidae
Gene: mdh1b
Product: malate dehydrogenase 1B, NAD (soluble)
Biological process (GO): malate metabolic process
Molecular function (GO): oxidoreductase activity, acting on the CH-OH group of donors, NAD or NADP as acceptor; malate dehydrogenase activity
Source: RefSeq, a predicted model, not a curated record